Molecule: messenger RNA, 1239 nt
Organism: Radiomyces spectabilis
Lineage: Eukaryota; Fungi; Mucoromycota; Mucoromycetes; Mucorales; Radiomycetaceae
Product: pseudouridine synthase
Exons: 7
Coding region: 1-1239 (412 amino acids)
Biological process (GO): tRNA pseudouridine synthesis; mRNA pseudouridine synthesis
Cellular component (GO): nucleus
Molecular function (GO): pseudouridine synthase activity; RNA binding
Source: RefSeq, a predicted model, not a curated record
AUGAGUGCCGUACCUGCUGCUGUAGAGAAACUCGACACUUCCUCAUCGAAAGAGUCUGUACCAAAGGAAUCUCCACCAAAGGAAUCUCCACGUAACGAGUCGCCGGCCGCACGUAAAAAGACUAGUAGACAGCGAAAAGAGCAUUUCCAAUCCACCUGCACUCGGAAAUCCGCCGAAGACAAUGGAGCCGAGCCGGUCCCUUUUGAACCCAUAGUCGAGCCACGAUUACCGAAAAAGAAAGUGGCCCUAUUGCUGGGCUUCAAUGGCACCGGUUUUCAGGGCAUGCAGAUUAAUCCAACGGCUCGAUCGAUCGAGAGUGAAGUAUUUGAAGCUUUAUGUAAAGCCGGCGCGGUAUCGCAAAAUAAUGCCGUGGAUCCCAAAAAGGUUCAAUUAAUGCGUGCAGCACGAACCGACAAAGGUGUCCACGCUGCAGGCAACAUUAUCUCGCUCAAAAUGAUUGUGGAAGAUCCGGACAUUGUAAAAAAAGUGAACAGCCAUUUGUCGGAGCAGAUUCGCGUAUGGGGCUUUGUCGAGACCCAACGUUCGUUUCAUGCGAAAAAUAUGUGCGAUUCACGUGUCUACGAAUAUCUCUUACCAACCUAUGCGUUCAUGAAACCCGCCAAAAAGGAAUAUUACACGGCACCCACAUCAGAAACCGACCUCCGCAUCACAAGCAAUGUAAACGACGAGGUGCGUUACGUGGCGCUCAGUACGAAGGAAGAGAUGGCGGAAAAGUACACCUACAGGAUCAGUCCAGAAAAUCUGGAUAACUUUAGAAAAGCAAUGGCAUGCUUCCAAGGAACGCACAACUUUCACAACUACACAAUUGGACAAAGUUACACCGAUAAGAGCUCAAAUCGUUACAUGAUCAGCAUACAGGUGGAUGAUCCAUUUUGUAUUCAUGGUAUGGAAUGGUUAAGUAUCAAGUUACAUGGGCAAUCUUUUAUGCUUCACCAGAUUCGAAAAAUGAUUUCCAUGGCUCUGCUGACGGUGCGAAGCGAAACACCGUUGUCCAUCAUUCCAAAGACGUUUGCAUCUGCCAAAGUCAACAUCCCAAAAGCACCGGCCUUAGGGCUGCUGUUGGAAAGACCCAUCUUUACGGUUUAUAAUCGUAAAGUGGAAGAAAAGGGGGAGCGUCAGCAAAUUGACUUUGAUGUAUACAAGGACACCAUUGAUGACUUUAAAAAACGGUGGAUUUACGACAAGAUAUUUGAAAAUGAAAAAGCAGAGCAGGUGUAA